GGCUGACGCAAUUCCUCAGAUUGCCGUAUCCGCGGCACACCCGACCACAGCCCAAGCGUUCCUUCCCUUCCUCGCGCGGUCUUUGUCUGCUUCGCUUUCCGAAUUCCAUUAGCAGAGCCUUCCUCACUACACACUGGCUCUUUCCCCUGUCGUCGCUUUCCACCCUCCUUCUCUAUCUACGUUUCUGUAUCUGCCUGCGUUUGGCUCGCGAGAAAGCUGAGGAAAAAAAGGUUGUAUCCUUGGCUUUGUGUGAAAUGUAAUGUGCAGAGUCGUAGAUCGUGUACAAUUACAGUGGAGUGAGUUGAGUUUUCGAGUUUGGGCGCGGUGAACUUUUUUGACUGUUUUGAGGGCUGAAGUGCUUACAUUGUCAUCAAUUUGGGUUCUGUUUUGCUGAGAAUGGGGGCAACUCCGACCUCAGAUCAAGGUUUCAUAGAUUCUCUGAACCUGUUUGUAGUACUACUUUGUGCUUGCAUUGUAAUUGGUCAUCUUCUGGAGAAGAACCGAUGGAUGAAUGAGUCAGUCACUGCACUUGUUAUUGGUCUGUGCACUGGAAUUGUCAUUCUUCUAUCGACUGGAGGAAAGAGCUCACGCAUUUUAGAAUUCAGCGAAGACCUUUUCUUUAUCUAUAUUCUUCCACCCAUUAUAUUCAAUGCUGGGUUCCAGGUCAAAAAGAAGCAAUUUUUUCGGAACUUUAUGACUAUCAUGUUGUAUGGUGCUGUUGGCACAUUGAUAUCGUUCAGCAUCAUAUCAUUUGGUGCCAUUCAGUUGUUCAAAAAGCUGGAUAUUGGUUUCCUGGAGAUAGCAGAUUAUCUUGCCAUUGGAGCGAUUUUUUCAGCAACCGAUUCUGUUUGCACCUUGCAGGUGCUUAAUCAGGAUGAGACACCUUUACUGUACAGUCUAGUCUUUGGGGAAGGUGUGGUAAAUGAUGCUACAUCGGUGGUACUUUUCAAUGCAAUCCAGAGAUUUGACACAUCUCAUGUCAGCUCCAGGAUUGCCUUGCAGUUUGUCGGCAAUUUUUUGACAUUAUUUGUCGCAAGCACCUUUCUGGGAGUGUUAAUUGGAUUGCUCAGUGCUUACAUAAUUAAAAAAUUGUACUUUGGCAGGCAUUCUACUGAUCGAGAAGUAGCUCUUAUGAUUCUCAUGGCUUACCUUUCAUAUAUGAUGGCUGAAUUGUUCUAUCUAAGUGGCAUUCUUACUGUAUUCUUUUGUGGGAUUGUCAUGUCACACUACACUUGGCAUAAUGUGACUGAAAGUUCUAGAAUUACUACCAAGCAUGCUUUCGCAACAUUGUCAUUUGUUGCUGAGAUUUUCAUCUUCCUUUAUGUUGGUAUGGAUGCAUUGGACAUUGAGAAGUGGAGAUUUGUGAAUAAUAGUCCUGGAACGUCAGUUGGUGUGAGUUCAAUUUUGCUUGGCCUGGUUCUGGUUGGAAGGGCAGCUUUUGUAUUCCCAUUAUCCUUUUUAUCAAACUUAACUAAGAAGUCCCAGAGUGAUAAAAUUGGCCUCAAGCAGCAGGUAACAAUAUGGUGGGCUGGUCUCAUGCGGGGUGCUGUUUCUAUGGCACUUGCUUAUAAUCAGUUUACAAGUUCAGGGCAUACUCAACUGAGAGGAAAUGCGAUCAUGAUCACCAGCACCAUCACUGUGGUUCUUUUUAGCAAUGUGGUGCUUGGAUUGAUGACUAAACCUCUUGUACGUAUUUUGCUGCCUGCAAAACGUUUCGACCACAUGAUGUCUUCUGAACCAUCCUCUCCAAAAUCCUUCACAAUGCCACUUCUGGGAAAUGGGCAAGAUUCAGAAGCUGACCCGGAGGGCCAUAGUAGCGUUCCACGUCCAAGCAGUCUGCGCAUGCUCCUGACUGCUCCAACUCACAUCGUUCACUAUUACUGGCGAAAGUUUGAUGAUUCCUACAUGCGUCCUGUGUUCGGUGGGAGGGGAUUUGUGCCAUACAUUCCUGGCUCCCCUACAGAACGUAGUGUUUAUUAAUGGGGAUGAGGCCCAUAGGAUGCAAGAAAGAUGUUAAAUUGUGGUUCACGCUUCUGCAUAGACCUCUAAUAACCAAAGUUAUAAUAAGGUGGUAGUGUCACAACAACAAUCAUGUUUCCUACUUGGGAUGAUUUUCAAUUUAAUCAUCGUCAUACAUACAUACAUUUUUUUGUUUGUGUAAAUAUUAUUUACAUGAUCUUGGACCUGAUAUACGGAGUCUAGAUCUUGUCAAUGUAAUUACAGUGCAGAGACCAGCUUUUUUUAAGGUAUAUAAUGUAGACAUAAUAUUGGACAUGGCA
Messenger RNA from Malania oleifera, 2279 nucleotides. Its product is annotated as sodium/hydrogen exchanger 1-like. The transcript has 15 exons. Gene Ontology annotation, biological process: regulation of pH; sodium ion transport; proton transmembrane transport. Bases 397 to 1980 code for a protein of 527 amino acids. Gene Ontology annotation, molecular function: sodium:proton antiporter activity. The record is from RefSeq and is a predicted model, not a curated record. Gene Ontology annotation, cellular component: membrane. NCBI's taxonomy places the organism in Eukaryota, Viridiplantae, Streptophyta, Magnoliopsida, Santalales, Ximeniaceae.